This is a messenger RNA of Entamoeba dispar SAW760, 474 nucleotides long. RefSeq lists its product as uncharacterized. The record is from RefSeq and is a predicted model, not a curated record. Lineage: Eukaryota; Evosea; Mastigamoebida; Endamoebidae. Bases 1 to 474 code for a protein of 157 amino acids. The transcript is spliced from 2 exons.
AUGAUUGGAUUAUUGAUUUGUUUCUCUAUCGUUAAUGCAUUCAAGGCUGAUGUAUAUUAUUCUAUUUCAAGCGAACAACCUGUUGAAUGGAAGAAAAGAGGGUCAAUUGAAUGCAAUAAUAAUCAAUGCAUAUUUGAAAAUGAACAAAAUUUAGAAUUUACAAAGAGUAAUGAGUUAUGGUAUUAUAUAAAAGUAGAUAACACUUUCACAUCAAUCCCAACAAACAGUGUAUCACCUCAAAUGACCGAUUCAAUUCAACUUUCAUUGUCUGGUGAUUCUGUUGAAAAUAUUUAUUAUCAUGUUAAUGGUCGUUCAUCAACGUUAAAAACAUCUGCAUCAUUAUUACGUUCAUCUGAAUUCCCUAAAACUCGUCCUGAAAAAAGACCACCACCAGAAGAAGAAAAAGGUUUCUUUUCAAAGUAUUGGGUAUGGAUUUUAAUUGGGGUUGUUGCUCUAUACUUUUUCUCGGGAUAA